GUCGGCCGCGCGGGCCUACUUGGGAGGAGCGGAGCGCUGUAGUAGGCGCCGCCGCCGUCUCCUCAGGUUCGCCAUGUUGCUCCUGUUGUUCCUGCUCCUGCUGCCGGGCCCGGCCGCCGCCUCCGAGAUCACCUUCGAGCUGCCCGACAACGCCAAGCAGUGCUUCUACGAGGACAUCACCCAGGGCACCAAGUGCACCCUGGAGUUCCAGGUGAUAACUGGAGGGCAUUAUGACGUAGAUUGCCGGUUGGAAGAUCCCGAUGGCACGGUGUUGUACAAAGAGAUGAAGAAACAAUACGAUAGCUUUACUUUCACGGCCUCCAGAAAUGGGACAUACAAAUUUUGCUUCAGCAACGAGUUCUCUACCUUCACCCACAAAACCGUGUACUUCGACUUCCAAGUUGGAGAAGACCCGCCUCUGUUUCCAAGUGAGAACAGAGUUAGCGCUCUUACUCAGAUGGAAUCUGCCUGUGUUUCAAUCCACGAAGCUUUAAAGUCCGUCAUCGACUAUCAGACUCACUUCCGCCUGAGAGAGGCGCAGGGCCGCAGCCGGGCGGAGGAUCUAAAUACCAGAGUGGCCUACUGGUCAGUAGGAGAAGCCAUCAUCCUUCUCGUGGUUAGCAUUGGGCAGGUGUUCCUUCUGAAAAGCUUCUUCUCAGAUAAGCGAACCACCACGACCCGCGUCGGCUCAUAACCUGUGUUUUGAACGCCCCCCCCGCCCCCGUCUCCAGCCGUAAUUUUGCCGGUCAGUCGUAGGUACAGAAGAACUACACGUAAAUGUCUUCUUAAUUACCUUUGUUCAGAAAAAAAAUACUUUUUUUUUUUAUUAAAAAAAAAAAAGCACCUCCGAGCGUGGAAGGGGUCUUUCUAUUUGAAAUGUUUGAACGGCUGUGGGACUUUGGGGGCUUCUCUCGUUCACCGUAGAACCUAGGGGAGGUGGGUUUUUUCCUCGUGGGUCUCCACUCUCGUCUCUCUCGGUCUGGGGUAUGUUGUUGUUUCUUUUCAGCCCGUGUCAGAGGAAGCAGAUGAUUUAGAAUCUAAAUUUGAUUUGCUGACUCCAGGAAUUGGGGAAGGGGGGGGGAAAAAAGUUCUUUAGUCCAGGCUAGAGAUACGGCAUUUUUUUUCAGCGUAACAAAACUGCUGUCAAAGCCCCCUACCGCGCCGUUUCGAUUUGCCGACCCUUUUGCGUCACCUAAUUCCGAAACGAUUUCGGUCUUCUUUUAAAACGGCAUCCUGGUGCAAAUUGUUCGCUCACCUGGAAAUCCUCGGGUUUUAUGCCCAUUUUAUGGUUUGCGUAGAGUUUUUUUUUUUAUUAUCAGCAACUUCUUUGUACAACCAAAACCAGAGAGCAUCGUUGAACUGAAAGUACCAUCUUAAACCCCCCCAAACCGAGACUGAUAAACAAGCCUUUCUGUGGUUGCGGAACGAAAAUACCAGAAGCCCCGUGGAGGGCCGGGAAGGGGUAGACAGAAGUCUUGUGUAACCUAAUCGGUGAUAUCAGUUUCUGUAUUGGCAAACACCGCUCUGAAAACUUCCGCUAGCUUGCUCUCGCUGGAUGUGGUCAAACUGCAUUGAGUUACGGAAUGAUUCUUGUAAGGCCUUUGGCUGUUCGGAGCCUAAUUUGACGUUGGCGAUACCGACGUUGCCGUCUCGGGCCCGCACUCCCUCCCGUUUUUCGUUCAGUUAGCGCUCGGUCGGUGACUUCGUGAAGCGGUUCGGGCUGUCCUCUGUUAUCCUCUGUUUUUCUCUCCCAGUAGGUAGUCUGCAUCUGUUCCAUUGCUGAGGCCUUGAAUAUGGUGGAUGUUGCAUUGUGUACUUUGUAAAGCUCUGGGCUUAAAAAAAAAAAAGCUGAAUGGGAAAGUGUACCUUGUAAACUUCUGGUUUGAGUUGUUUUAUUCCCCCCUCCCCCCUUCUAGAAUGGAAGUAUUUAACCUGUUCUGAAAGGCAAGCUCGGGCCGGCGGGUGGGGAGGGAAAUAAAAUCCAGUAAACUAAAUGUUGUUCAAUCGCUAAAUAUUGUACCUCCUUUUCCCCGUGACUUGUGUUAACGAAUAGGUGAUUUUCAAGAGACUCUGUAAUUCGGUACUCUAUACCCUAAUGGAUUAGAUUGUGAUUCCGGUUGGCUGCAGAAGUUCCUAGUUCUUAUUUCUAAUCUCUAAAACAGGGCGAUAACACGCAUACGUCCUUCUGCGGGUCUCGCUCGACGUAAACGGUCACCGUACGUUGAAACGGGAAGAGGAGCCGCUAGAUGUUGUCCUUGCUGUGAUUUCAACCCUCAGCUUGAAAUUUUACCCCUUUUCUCGUCAGUCUGAUAGACGGAGAACCGCAGCCCUCACGAAGUUCAGAUCCGUCGCGUAAAGUUCGGUAUCGCUUGGCACGGUGUCGCUGCAGUGCGCAUUUAAGCACCUCCAGGUCCUCACUCCGGCAGGAACUUAUAAAGUAGAAGGUUCACCGAUUUCUGAUUAGUUAGCAUACUGGAGUAAAAUAGCUGGGUUUCGACAUGAUGCGUUCCCGUCCUUAAACGGAUAGCAGUUCAGUCGCUUGCCAAAGUGUUUGUUUUUAGAGAGAGGGAGACGUACCACACCUUCCCACAGCGUUACUUCCUCUUUUGAACUGUCAGAAGUUGUAGUCGGGGUGGGGAGGGUGGCAUAAAGCAAGAUUGGGUCCACUACGUAAGGUUUCAUCCGUGUUCACCGUAUACAUUUGUGUGUAUUCGUAUAUGUGUAUCGAUCGGAAGAUACAGAUCUAUACAGACACGGACGCACAAUCUGGAACGGGGUUUUUCGAUUGCUCCCACUCGGCUGUUCGAGCGUGUGUUAGAAAAGAGAACCAAAGUAUUCCGAUCGCACUUCCUAUCGUUGUGGAACAGGCCGCCGCGUUAAACAUCCGAGUUGUCCGCGUCAAAACAUCCAAAUUGUCCGUUGGAGCAAGUGGCACAGAGUGCGUAUUAAACAUCUGCAGUUGUAUAUAUUUUUUGAAAACUAAAGAAGUAACGGGAAGGGGCAUAGUAUGCAUAUUUAAAUCGACUUUGUGAAAACAUCUGAAAACAUUCUUUUCUGUUUCUGGGGAAAUGAGGGUUUUGCGGGGUUCAAGAGUCAUGGAAGAUUGAGAGACAGCUAAAAAAAAAAGAAGCCUAUUUCUCAUUCACCGAAUUUAAUCUCCUCUUGGAAAGAUUUGUUUGCUUAAGUCUUCGUGUACAGUAAAUUCCUGUUUUAGUUUGUAAGUUGUUUGGCAUUAACUCUUGGAACGACAAAGGUGGCUACAGGAUAUUGUUUGUGGGGGAAAUAAAGAAAAAUGAAUACGA
Messenger RNA from Tachyglossus aculeatus (Australian echidna), 3302 nucleotides. RefSeq names its product transmembrane p24 trafficking protein 7 (gene TMED7). The record is from RefSeq and is a predicted model, not a curated record. Gene Ontology annotation, cellular component: endoplasmic reticulum; COPII-coated ER to Golgi transport vesicle; Golgi apparatus. Gene Ontology annotation, biological process: Golgi organization; intracellular protein transport; endoplasmic reticulum to Golgi vesicle-mediated transport. NCBI's taxonomy places the organism in Eukaryota, Metazoa, Chordata, Mammalia, Monotremata, Tachyglossidae. The transcript is spliced from 3 exons. Bases 74 to 694 code for a protein of 206 amino acids.